Molecule: messenger RNA, 1965 nt
Organism: Theileria parva strain Muguga
Lineage: Eukaryota; Apicomplexa; Aconoidasida; Piroplasmida; Theileriidae
Product: TATA box binding protein associated factor (TAF) family protein
Exons: 8
Coding region: 1-1953 (650 amino acids)
Biological process (GO): RNA polymerase II preinitiation complex assembly; transcription initiation at RNA polymerase II promoter
Cellular component (GO): transcription factor TFIID complex; SLIK (SAGA-like) complex; SAGA complex
Molecular function (GO): transcription coactivator activity; protein heterodimerization activity; RNA polymerase II general transcription initiation factor activity
Source: RefSeq, a predicted model, not a curated record
AUGAUGAUGGAAGGGUUGGUGACGAUACCUGGAAAUGUCAUUACGGCAUUGUCCAAAACACAUCCACUAUACCAAAAUGAUAAAGCAAUUCUGUCUGAUGAAGCAGCGGAGUUGAUAGCAACCACUGUCGAAUUUAGACUCAAGCAGGUAUUAGACGUGGCAAGGAAGCUGCUGAAUAAUUCAAUGAGGCCAAUCAACUCUAGUGUUCUAACAGCUCAAGAUAUUAGGAAUUCUUUGAGAUCACUUAAUAUGCCAGAACUGGAUGGAUAUAGUAAUAGCUUCGAAUACAGAUAUGUGUGGGCAACAAAGUUAUUUAAAGGAGAUAGAGUGAUAAAGAGGGAGUCCUCGUAUAGGACCUUAAUGGGAGAUAAAAGUUGGGGCCGUUGUAGAAUAUCUCAAAUUAUUAAGCAAGAUUUACAGAAACCCGUUCCAUCUCCCUCAGGACUCACAGUUAACUGGUCAGCGGUGGCAGGAAUGGUCCCUCUAAUGGCAACAGGAAUGGUUGAAGAUGUUACAACAGCAUUUUUAAAAACAACAUCAAAUUUAGAAAUCAGAGAUAAAAUCAGGGAAAUAACAUUUUUAGAUUAUACGGAAACGGAAGAAAAAUUGGAUAACCUGACCGCGUUGGCAAGGGACAUUAAACCUCUGGAAUCAGAUUUAACUCCCCAAUUGGGAGGUGAUUUCCUAGAUAGGGCACUUUUGGAUGCAAUAAAUAAACAAAUAAUAAAUGAAAAGAAUUUAGCCAGAACACAAAAAUUCGUUAUACCGAAAAUAGAUUAUAUUUUAACAAAGGAACAUCGAUUCUUCCUAAAGGAAAUAAAGAAUAUGCUAAAGAGAGCAUCAUUUUCCCAGGAACCAGACAUACAAAUCCAAUACAAAAAAGUGGUUGAAAUUUUGAGAAAUUCACUUGGACUGGACCAGCUUCUCCCGGAAUUGUGUCACCUGUUUAUAAAUGAGAUUAACCGAAUCAAUUCAAACCAGCCCUCAUUUAACAUCCAUAUUCUCCUGCAAUAUGUUGAGGCCCUAACAAGCAACCAGAAUAUACAAAUACACCACUAUGUACAUCAACUGUUAAUUCCACUUUUACAAGUGUUGUUGUCAUGCGAAAUGGAUACAAAUCCUAUACAAAUAUAUAGAUCGCUAUUGUUACGCAAAUUAUCCUCACAGUGUAUAAGUAAUAUAAGUUUUAGUCUAAAGAAAAAUAAUAACGGACUAGAAAGCAUAGAUGAUUAUUUAAUGAAUUUAUAUAAAAACGAACUCACAAAUGAAAAUUGUACCCUCCCUGUUUUAUAUGGUGCCCUAUGCGGCAUAUCGAAAUUACCUCUUGUUGCCAAGAGAGUUGUGUUUUACCCUCUUGUGCCCCUGAUUCUAGCCGUCGUUAUAAAGAAACAAAAUAAACUCAAGGCUUUUUGGCAAAAUAGACAAAAGCAAAAAUUAAAGAAUUUCAAACAGAUAUUAUUGCACGAGAUACUACACCUAUUACUUGAAAUUAUCUACGACUGUUCAUUUGAAGAUGUGCUAUCUACAUUAGAAGAAACAGGACAAUUGCUGGCUACGUCAUAUGAAGCUAAUACCAUGGUUAACGAGAUAUUGAUGGGAUCAGUAAACUCGAGCAUUAACCCGGAAUUGAUACUCCAGGUUUACGCAGCAAUGUUAAAUAAGUGUUACACACUGUUGGGCUCACUAAAGAAAGAUAGACGAUUUAAGAGAAAGUAUUCUCAAAUUUCAGACUCAAGUGUUUCGAAUACUCAAAACAGUUGUAAUGAACCUCCGCAUGAAGUGGUGAACAUUAAAAAUUACCAUAACUUACUCAAAAGGGCAAAUCCAGACACGGAUGAUGAGCUUGAUUCCCCAGAUACUCAAGACGCGACGGGUGCAAGUAGUAAACUGUUUGAUGGUAGAAAAGUGUGGUAUAACUUACACAGUAUACAUGCUCUAACUUUAACGAUUUAAAUUUAAUACCCC